AUGUCCGACGUUAAGGGAGGAAAGCGUUCAAGCGCCGACGCCGACGAGACAAUCCGCAAGAAGGCUAGGAAGGAGGGCGCAGAGGACGAGCAAUACAAUCCUUAUCUCGCCCACAUGUACGACAACGGGAAUGGCAGCAAUGGCCAUGGCGAGGAGCCUUCGCAGGAUUCUCCCCUCGCCGGUAUGAAGCGACAGCAAACCACCGCCAAGCAGGCCUCCAAGGCCGAGGACUCAGAGUCGAAUCCCUUCACUGGCCGACCGCACUCCCAAAAGUACUUCCAGAUCCUUCAGUCUCGUCGCGAUUUGCCUGUGCACAAGCAACGGCAGGAGUUCCUCAACAAGUAUCACGAGACACAGAUCCUCGUCUUCGUCGGCGAGACAGGUUCCGGAAAGACCACUCAGAUUCCCCAAUACGUCGUCUACGACGAGCUACCUCACCUCACCGGCAAGCUCAUCGCUUGUACCCAACCUCGUCGAGUCGCCGCCAUGUCGGUUGCGCAGCGUGUCGCCGACGAGAUGGACGUCACGCUGGGUGAGGAAGUUGGUUACAGUAUCCGUUUCGAGGACAUGACCGGUCCCAAGACCAUGCUCAAGUACAUGACUGAUGGUAUGCUUCUGCGCGAGGCCAUGCAUGAUCAUGAGAUGUCCCGCUACAGCUGCAUCAUUCUCGACGAGGCCCACGAACGUACCCUUGCCACCGAUAUUCUCAUGGCUCUGCUUAAGCAGAUCUCUAUGCGCCGUCCCGACCUCAAGAUCAUCAUCAUGUCUGCUACUCUCGAUGCCGAAAAGUUCCAGAAGUACUUCAACGAUGCGCCCCUGCUCGCUGUUCCCGGACGAACCCACCCCGUUGAGAUAUUUUACACCCCCGAGCCUGAGCGCGAUUACGUCGAGGCCGCCAUAAGAACUGUUCUCCAGAUUCAUGCUUCAGAGCCUGAGGGUGAUAUCUUGCUUUUCCUUACGGGUGAAGACGAGAUUGAAGACGCUUGUCGCAAGAUCAGCCUCGAAGCCGACGAGUUGAUGCGCGAAGUUGAUGCGGGUCCCCUCGCUGUUUACCCUCUCUACGGUACUCUGCCUCCUCAUCAGCAGCAGCGCAUCUUCGACAAGGCUCCCCCGCCUCUGCGCAAGGGUGGACGUCCCGGUCGCAAGGUCAUCAUCUCCACCAACAUCGCCGAGACCAGUUUGACCAUCGACGGUAUCGUGUACGUCGUGGAUCCAGGUUUCAGCAAACAGAAGAUCUACAACCCCCGUAUCCGUGUCGAAUCUCUCCUCGUCUCGCCCAUCUCCAAGGCUUCUGCCCAGCAGCGUGCCGGUCGUGCCGGUCGUACCAAGCCUGGAAAGUGUUUCCGUCUGUAUACCGAAAAGGCUUUUAAAAAGGAGCUUAUCGAGCAGACCUACCCUGAGAUUCUGCGCUCCAACCUUGCCAACACUGUCCUGGAGCUCAAGAAGCUUGGUGUCGAAGAUCUUGUCCACUUCGAUCUUAUGGAUCCUCCCGCUCCCGAGACCAUGAUGCGAGCUCUCGAGGAGCUUAACUACCUCGCCUGUCUCGAUGACGAUGGCGAGCUCACGACUCUCGGAAGCAUGGCAUCAGCUUUCCCUCUUGACCCAGCACUGGCUGUCAUGCUCAUCUCGUCUCCUGAGUUUUACUGCUCUAACGAGAUUCUCUCCAUCACAUCGUUGCUCUCAGUCCCACAGAUCUUCACUCGCCCUGCCAACAACCGGAAGCGCGCCGACGAGAUGAAGGCUCAGUUUGCUCACCCUGACGGUGACCAUUUGACUCUCCUCAACGCCUACCACGCCUUCAAGGGCCAAGCCACAUCAGAUCCUAACAGCGCCAAGCAGUGGUGCCACGAACACUUCCUCUCGUUCCGACAUCUUUCGAGUGCUGACAACGUUCGCGCUCAGCUCAAGCGCAUCAUGGAAACGCAUGGCCUCGAGCUUGUGUCAACACCUUUCGAGGACAAGAACUACUACACCAACAUCCGACGCGCGCUGCUCGCCGGUUUCUUCAUGCAGGUCGCCAUGAAGGAGAGCUCUGGCAAACUUUACCGCACAGUCAAGGAUGAUCAGGCUGUCUUGAUUCACCCCUCGACUGUUCUCCGCACCGAGUUUGACUGGGUUCUCUAUAACGAAUUCGUUCUGACGUCCAAGCAAUACAUCCGAACGUGUACAGGCAUCAGACCCGAGUGGCUACUGGAGAUCGCCCCCACAUACUAUGACAUUGACAGCUUUGAGCAAGGCGAUGUCAAGCGCUCUCUCGCACGCGCUGCAGAGAAGAAGCGCCGCAAGGAAGCCAUGAAGACUGGCAGAUGA
This is a messenger RNA of Fusarium sp. VM40, 2310 nucleotides long. The record is from the annotation of a GenBank genome assembly. NCBI's taxonomy places the organism in Eukaryota, Fungi, Ascomycota, Sordariomycetes, Hypocreales, Nectriaceae.